UCUGCAAAGGCCUGAUUUGCACAAAAAGACUCUUUGCUUUCAUAACAGUACUGCUUCCACUUUAAACAUCGCUGAAGGACGAGAACUUAUCCAAGGACCUACAACAUAGUGUUCCAAAGAACCAGUGCAUCUCAGAGCAAUGGAAGACCAUGAAGGGCAUUGCGCUGAAGAAAAUCUGGACUUUGAAGGGACAGCUACAAACACAGGUCCCAAAGGAGUGAUCAACGACUGGAGAAAAUUUAAGCUGGAGAGUGAAGAUGAAGAAGCAGUCCCUCCAAGCAAAAGGGAGUUGUUACGACAGAUGUCAUCUCCUUUUAAAAGUCAGAACAAAGCAGAAGACAAAGACAAGAGGGAAAAGUACAAUCGCAAGAUGAGCAAAAUGGAAUAUGAACUAAUGCAAGACAAGGAAGAUGAGAGUUGUCUGCAAAAGUAUCGUAAGCAGUGCAUGAAAGAAAUGCACAGCAAGCUAAGUUUUGGGCCUACUUACGGGCAGCUCUACGAGCUUGAAAGUGGAGACCAGUUCCUGGAAGUCAUUGAGAAGGAACACAAGACUACAACCAUCAUAGUUCACAUUUAUGAGGACGGAGUCAAAGGAUGUGAUGCACUAACCAGUGGCUUAACCUGCCUCGCCUUGGAAUAUCCAGUGGUAAAAUUCUGUAAGAUCAGGGCCUCUCACACCGGGGCUGGAGACCGCUUCACAAAUAGUGUUCUGCCAACAUUACUUGUGUACAAAGCUGGCGAGCUGAUUGGCAACUUCUUAUGUGUCACAGAGCAGUUUGGCGAAGAAUUCUUUGCUGUGGAUAUUGAGAACUUCUUAAACGAAUAUGGCUUGCUGCCUGAACGGGAAUUUUCCAGCACCGUGAACGGAAGUGACAGUGGUGAUGAUGAUGAUAAUGAUAUUGAAUGAAUAUUAAAUGAUUAUCGUUUCUCUUUGCUUUUGCAUAGAAUUUGUAAUGUCUGGCUCUCUGCCUCCAUUAUCUGAAGACAUCUUACUACAACGAACACACAAUCCUGUUACCUUCAUUGUAUUUUACAACUAAUUUCAUGUCCCAGGCAAGCUAAGAGAAUGUCUGAAAUAAAAUA
Protopterus annectens (West African lungfish) is the source of this 1083-nucleotide messenger RNA. It is a transcript of the gene PDC, whose product is annotated as phosducin. Lineage: Eukaryota; Metazoa; Chordata; Ceratodontiformes; Protopteridae. The record is from RefSeq and is a predicted model, not a curated record. Bases 140 to 907 code for a protein of 255 amino acids. Gene Ontology annotation, biological process: regulation of G protein-coupled receptor signaling pathway. The transcript has 4 exons.